This is a messenger RNA of Neolamprologus brichardi, 4411 nucleotides long. The record is from RefSeq and is a predicted model, not a curated record. NCBI's taxonomy places the organism in Eukaryota, Metazoa, Chordata, Actinopteri, Cichliformes, Cichlidae.
CGCUUGUGAAGUUCCGUGUGUAUCGCUAACUCGAGCUAAUUCAUCACAGAUACCUCAGCUAGCCAACCUUGCGCAGUGUUGGCCAGGUAGACGUACAAUGAGAGAUAUUCCGGAUAAAUCGAAUAGCAGUUAAGUGUUCGGCAUUGUAAUACAAACACAUUAGGCCGUCCAAAUGGUGAUCAUAUCAGGCACAGCCACUGUGCUGCAGCAGUUUGUCAGUGGACUGAAGAGUCGAAAUGAAGACACACGAGCAAAAUCUGCCAAAGACCUGCAACACUAUGUGACUACAGAACUCAGAGAGUUAAGCCAAGAUGAAGCUACUACGUUCUACGAUGAGUUGAACCACCACAUAUUUGAGCUGGUGUCCAGCUCUGAUGUGAAUGAAAAGAAAGGAGGGAUUCUUGCCAUAGUGAGUCUAAUUGGAGUUGAAGGAGGCAAUGCCACCAGGAUCAGUCGAUUCGCCAACUACCUCCGCAACCUGCUCCCUUCCAGCGACCCCGUGGUGAUGGAGAUGGCCUCUAAAGCUAUGGGCCACCUUUCUAUGGCGGGGGACACCUUUACGGCUGAGUAUGUGGAGUUUGAAGUGAAGAGAGCCCUGGAGUGGUUGGGAGCCGACAGAAAUGAAGGGAGACGCCAUGCUGCAGUUUUGGUGUUGAGGGAGCUGGCUGUGAGUGCACCCACCUUCUUCUUCCAGCAAGUCCAGCCGUUCUUUGACAACAUCUUUUACGCAGUAUGGGAUCCUAAGCAGGCCAUCCGAGAAGGUGCUGUGUCUGCCCUGCGAGCCUGUCUCAUCCUCACCACUCAGAGAGAGACAAAGGAAAUGCAGAAACCACAGUGGUACAAACAAACCUUUGAAGAGGCAGAAAAAGGCUUUGAUGAGACUUUGGCCAAAGAGAAAGGGAUGAAUCGUGACGACAGGGUCCACGGCGCUCUUCUGAUCCUGAAUGAGCUGGUUCGCAUCAGCAGCAUGGAGGGAGAGCGUAUGCGCGAGGAGAUGGAGGAGAUCACACAGCAGCAGCUGGUCCACGAUAAGUACUGCAAGGAACUGAUGGGGUUUGGAACAAAGCCCCGCCACAUCACACCCUUCACCAGCUUCCAGUCGGUGCAGCCGCAGCAGUCCAACGCCCUCUUAGGCUUGUUGGGCUACAGCACACCUCAAGGCUUCCCCAGCUUUGGGGCCACACCGGUACCCGCCAAGAGCUCUCUGGUGGAGAGUCGCUACUGCCGUGAGUUGAUGGAGGAGCGAUUUGACCAGGUGUGUAGGUGGGUGCUGAAAUACAGGACCAGCAAAAAUCCUCUGAUCCAGAUGACCAUCCUCAACCUGCUUCCACGCUUGGCUGCCUUCCAGCCGCAUACCUUUACAGACCAGUAUUUGUCAGACACUAUGGGCUACCUGCUGGGCUGCCUGAAGAAGGAGAAGGAGAGGACGGCAGCUUUCCAGGCUUUGGGGCUGCUGGUUGUGGCUGUGAGGACAGAAAUCCAGCCGUACCUCUCCAAGAUCCUUGAGAUCAUCAAGGCUGCCCUGCCACCCAAGGACUUUGCACACAAGAGGCAGAAGACCAUGCAGGUGGAUGCUACAGUGUUUACGUGUAUUAGCAUGCUUUCUAGAGCCAUGGGUCCCAGCAUCCAGCCAGACAUCAAAGAACUGCUUGAGCCUAUGCUUGCUGUGGGCCUCAGUCCUGCACUUACUGCAGUGCUGUACGAUCUGAGCCGUCAAAUCCCCCAGCUGAAGAAAGAUAUACAGGAUGGUUUGCUGAAGAUGCUCUCUUUGGUAUUAAUGCACAAGCCAUUGCGUCACCCUGGCAUGCCCAAAGGCCUGGCUCACCAGCUAGCGUCACCAAGCCUCACUAACAUUCCAGAGGCUAGUGAUGUUGGCAGCAUCACCCUGGCCUUGCGAACCCUGGGAAGCUUUGAAUUUGAAGGACAUUCCCUCACCCAGUUUGUGCGCCACUGUGCUGAUCACUUCUUGAACAGCGAACACAAAGAAAUCCGAAUGGAGGCAGCUCGGACUUGCUCACGCCUGCUUACUCCCUCCAUCCACCUGAUCAGCGGCCAUGUUGUCAGCCAGACCGCUGUGCAGGUUGUUGCAGAUGUUCUCAGCAAGCUGCUAGUUGUUGGCAUCACUGAUCCAGAUCCAGACAUCCGAUACUGCGUGCUGGCGUCACUUGAUGAACGCUUUGAUGCUCACCUCGCCCAGGCUGAAAACUUGCAGGCGUUGUUUGUUGCCCUGAAUGAUGAGGUGUUUGAGAUCAGAGAGCUGGCAAUCUGCACGAUCGGACGCCUGAGCAGCAUGAACCCUGCCUUUGUUAUGCCCUUCCUACGCAAGAUGCUCAUCCAGAUCUUAACAGAAUUGGAGCACAGCGGUGUCGGCAGGAACAAAGAGCAGAGUGCUCGUAUGCUUGGUCACCUGGUCUCCAAUGCGCCCCGACUUAUACGUCCUUAUAUGGAACCCAUCCUCAAGGCUCUCAUCCUCAAGCUUAAAGACCCAGACCCUAACCCUGGAGUAGUCAUUAGUGUCCUUGCAACCAUUGGCGAGUUGGCUCAGGUGCUUGAAUGGUCCCCUGAAAGCAGUCAGGGAGUCACAGUUAAAGGGCCUUUGAAGUUCAGACAGAGUGCGGGAGAUGCUCAGGGAGACUCAGUGCAGGAUGAGACAGAAGCCCAGCUGUUCGGGAACCCAGACAAAGCAAAGAUGCAUGAGAAUGUGAGUGGCCUAGAGAUGAGGAAGUGGAUGGAUGAGCUUUUCCCAAUUAUUAUGGACAUGCUGCAGGACUCAUCAUCACUGGCCAAGCGACAGGUGGCUCUGUGGACACUGGGCCAGCAAGUAGCUAGUACAGGCUAUGUGGUGGAGCCCUACCGCAAGUACCCGUCCCUUCUAGAGGUGCUGCUUAACUUCCUCAAGACUGAACAAAACCAGGGCAUCAGGAGAGAGGCUAUACGUGUUCUGGGGCUUCUUGGAGCCCUGGAUCCCUACAAACACAAGGUGAAUAUCGGCAUGAUCGACCAGUCCCGAGAUGCCUCUGCUGUCAGUCUCUCAGAGUCCAAGUCCAGUCAGGACUCGGCUGACUAUAGCACCAGUGAAAUGCUGGUGAACAUGGGUAACCUGCCCCUGGAUGAGUUUUACCCUGCUGUGGCAAUCGUCACUUUGAUGCGCAUCCUGAGAGACCCAUCACUCUCCAACCACCACACUAUGGUAGUCCAGGCGGUCACCUUCAUCUUCAAAUCUUUGGGCCUAAAGUGCGUCCAGUUCCUGCCUCAGGUCAUGCCCACUUUUCUCAAUGUCAUUCGGGUCUGUGAUGCCAGUAUCCGAGAGUUCCUCUUUCAGCAGAUGGGAAUGGUUGUGUGCUUUGUGAAGAUUCACAUCCGUCCCUAUAUGGAUGACAUCUUCACCCUCAUCAGAGAAUACUGGACACCAAACAACCCCAUGCAGAACACCAUCAUCCUCCUGAUUGAGCAGAUUGUGGUGGCGCUGGGUGGAGAGUUCAAGCUCUAUCUCCCUCAGCUCAUUCCACACAUGCUACGUGUCUUCAUGCACGACAACAGCACCGGGCGCAGUGUUACCAUCAAGCUACUCAAUGCCAUCCAGCUGUUUGGUGCCAACCUAGAUGACUACCUCCACUUGUUGCUGCCUCCCAUUGUCAAGCUCUUUGAUGCCCCUGAUGUGCCCCUGCAGGCGCGCAAGGUUGCCUUGGAGACACUGGACCGACUGACAGAGUCCCUGGACUUCACAGACUACGCUUCACGCAUUAUCCACCCGAUCGUUCGGACACUUGACACCACUCCAGAGCUGCGUUCCACUUCCAUGGACACCCUGUCCUCGCUCGUAUUCCAGUUGGGCAAGAAGUACCAGAUCUUCAUCCCCAUGGUGAAUAAAGUGAUGCUAAAGCACAGGAUCAACCACCAGCGUUACGACAUACUCAUAUGUCGGAUUGUCAAGGGCUAUACUCUGGCAGAGGAGGAAGAAGACCCUCUAAUUUUCCAGCAUCGCCAGCUUCGUGGUAACCAAGGUGACGCUUUGGUCAGCGGACCAGUAGAGGCGGGGCCUAUGAAGAAGCUCCACGUCAGCACUACUGCACUCCAGAAGGCUUGGGGAGCUGCCAGGAAGGUGUCCAAAGAUGAUUGGCUGGAGUGGCUGAGGCGCUUGAGUGUUGUCCUGCUCAAAGAGUCAUCCUCCCCAGCUCUGCGCUCGUGCUGGUCACUGGCUCAGACCUACAUCCCUCUUGCCAGAGACUUGUUCAAUGCAGCUUUCCUCUCAUGUUGGUCUGAGCUGAGUGAGGACCAGCAGGAUGAGCUGAUCCGCAGCAUUGAGUUAGCGCUCACAUCUCAAGACAUUGCUGAAGUCACACAGACUUUGCUCAACUUGGCAGAGUUCAUGGAGCACAGCGAUAAGGUUAGCAGUGACUUGAUAACCUAA